This is a messenger RNA of Orycteropus afer afer, 1614 nucleotides long. RefSeq names its product ribosomal protein S6 kinase like 1 (gene RPS6KL1). NCBI's taxonomy places the organism in Eukaryota, Metazoa, Chordata, Mammalia, Tubulidentata, Orycteropodidae. Gene Ontology annotation, molecular function: ATP binding; protein kinase activity. The record is from RefSeq and is a predicted model, not a curated record. Gene Ontology annotation, biological process: protein phosphorylation. Bases 1 to 1614 code for a protein of 537 amino acids. The transcript has 10 exons.
AUGAGCCUGGUGGCCUGCGAGUGCUCACCUGGCUCUGGCCUGGAGCCUGAGCCCUGCUCCCGAGCCCGGUCCCAGGCUCGCAGGUACCUGGAGCAGAUUCGUAACCGGGUGGCCCCAGGGGUGUCUGACAUGACCAAGCGCGACUACCUGGUGGAUGCAGCCACGCAAAUCCAGCUGGCCCUGGAGCGUGAUGUCAGUGAGGACUACGAGGCGGCCUUCAACCACUACCAGAACGGCGUGGAUGUACUGCUGCGUGGCAUGCACGUCGACUCCAACAAAGAGCGCUGCGAAGCUGUGAAGCUGAAAAUUACCAAGUACCUACGACGGGCUGAGGAGAUCUUCAACUGCCACCUGCAGAGGACGCUGGGCGGCGGAGCCAGCCUGGGCACGGGUUUCAGCAGCUUGCGGCUCCGGCCCAUCCGCACACUGAGCUCUGCCCUGGAGCAGCUGCGGGGCUGCAGGGUGGUCGGGGUCAUCGAGAAGGUGCAGCUGGUCCAGGACCCAGCAACUGGCGGGACCUUCGUGGUGAAGAGCCUGCCCAGGUGUCAUGUGGCGAGCCGGGAGAGACUGACCAUCAUCCCGCACGGUGUCCCCUACAUGACGAAGCUGCUACGGUACUUUGUGAGUGAGGACUCCAUCUUCUUGCACCUGGAGCAUGUGCAAGGAGGUACUCUCUGGUCCCACCUGCUCUCCCAGCCGCACCCUCAGCAGUCCAGCUCCACCCAGGAGAGCACAAAGUCUCCUCUCCACUCUCACCUCUGCCCUCGGAGCCCAACGUUGCGCCCCUUUGGCCACCCCCAGCAGCAGGACAGAGUACCCCUGGAACCUCCGAGGACUUCUCAGAGCCCUCCCCAAGCCAAGGAAGCUGAAGGCGAACUCGCAGCCAGGACCUGGGCUUCCCACUCCUUGGACCUGCCAAAGGCCUCGGGUGGCCAUGUGCACUUUCAAGCCAGGCGUGAACCUCGCCAGAGCUUGGAUACCAGGCCCCCUUGGGGGCUCCCUUGGGUUCACGAGGGAGCUGGCCGGGUGCUGGGAGGCUAUGGCCGAGGCCGGGCUCCCAGCCGCCCCUUGGUGGAUGGGACUGCUCUGGGGUCUGGUGGGGGUGCCUGGAGGGUGAGAGAGGAGCAGGUGAAGCAAUGGGGGGCCGAGAUGCUGGUGGCACUGGAGGCGUUGCACGAGCAGGGGGUGCUUUGCCGGGACCUCAACCCCCGAAACCUGCUCCUGGACCAGUCAGGCCACCUCCGGCUCACGUAUUUUGGCCAGUGGUCAGAAGUGGAGCCCCAGUGCUGCAGGGAGGCAGUGGACAACCUGUACAGUGCCCCAGAGGUGGGGGGGAUUUCUGAGCUGACUGAAGCCUGUGACUGGUGGAGCUUUGGGUCUCUGCUGUAUGAAUUACUGACAGGAACGGCACUGUCCCAGAGCCACCCCUCGAAAAUCCAGGCCCACACCCAGCUCCAGCUGCCCGAGUGGCUCAGCCGCCCUGCAGCCUCCCUGCUAACUGAGCUGCUGCAGUUUGAUCCCAGCCGGCGCCUCGGCACUGGAGGUGGUGGUGUCAGCAAACUCAAAUCGCACCCCUUUUUCAGUACUAUCCAGUGGAGCAAACUGGUGGGGUAG